GCUGUGUUUCUUAGUUACGCCUAUAGUUCAAAGUACAAAAGAGGAUUUUUUAUUUGGGAUAUUUUAUACUAACUACUUCCUUCUUUAUAAAUCACUGCAGCGUUUCCUCAUUCUCAGAGUCUAAACAGCGCCAAGACUGAAGGAAAGGGGAGAGAAAAGCUUAUCAGUGCAGGUUUAUAGACCAAUAACCAUCUCAGGUAUACUAAAGACUCAUCGUGAAUCCGUCACUGCUUCGAGAGCUUCACGAGGAAACAACAAGGAACAAAACUUUCUCAGGACCAGCUGAGCUGAUUAUUCAACGCCGAUGACAAACAGGAGUGAAGCGAGCCAAAGCUGAACCAAAAAGCAGGACAGAAGAAGCACACAGAUUUAGUUGGAGGAUGUCUGUGCCAGCUAGAGUCGUCCACAAGAGGAGGGCCACUAUCACAGAUCUGCCUCUCUACUACUCUGGACACCUGCUGAAGAAACUCGCCACAGAGAAGGAUUUCAAGAAGUACUACGCAGAGCUCCGUGGAGCCACACUCUUUCUCUACAAAGAUGACACACAGGACACAUACACAGAGAAGCUGGACCUGGAGAAGCUGAAGUCCAUGGAGUUAGAUUCUCCGUAUCAGAGGAAGACACCGACUAUCUUCACCCUCACCCUGCACACAGAGGAGGUGCAGCUAAAGAUGGACAACUCUGACACAGGAGAGGAGUGGAGGGGUUACAUCCUGACUGUGGUCAAAAAAACGAUUCCCAGUAAGCUGCAGCUGCUGCCUGGCCAGAUGUUGCUGCUGCAGGAUGCUCUGGACCAGGAGAAGAUAAGAAAGCCCCCCACGGCGCAUCCACCCCUCCCACCCCGACCAUCUUUCCUCGUCUCAGCCUCACCCUCCCCACUGCCCUCACCCUCCACUCCACCACCCAAAGACGAGCCUGAACCCAGCGCCCCAGAGAUUCCUUCGUGUUUCUUCAGCGUGACUCGGCAGGAGGCUGAGCGAAUGCUGGAGGCAAACCCCGAGAAUGGAGGCAUCAUCCUCCGUCCGUCCACCCUCGCUAACAACUACGCCCUGACCCUCAGACAAGUGAUGCCCAGUGGGCCGGUCAUGAAGAACUACAGAGUGACCUCCACAAACUCAGGGUUCGUCAUUGAACUGGACACAGCAGUGACCGUCUCCUCCUUGGAUGACGUAGUUAAAUACUUCCUGGAAAAGACAGAGUACCGUCUUCAUCCCUAUGUGACGUCUCAGCCCUACGACACUCGCAUCGAAAUGUCAGCUGCUCCAAAGUGUGUCAGCAUCGCCUCACCUACACCUACACCUAAAAUAGUACCCCAGGCAGAAGUGGCACCUAUGCAGCAUUCAAAGACCAAAGCAGAGCUUCUGCCGCCUCCAGCUAACCCAGAGGGUGAAUACGUGGUUCCUGAUGAUCAGUGUGGUUAUCACAACCUAAAGAUAGUUCAAUUGGAUGGAGAGCUUCGGGAAGUUUUAAAGUUACGGAGGGAGAACUUGUACACUGAAACUGACAAAGUGGAAGUCGUCGCAUAUGUGAAUCAAACAAGAGAAAAAUCCCACUCAGGCACAGCAGAGUGGGCGCCAAAUAGUUCAGAGACAUGAAGAAUGCACUGUUGUUGCUCGGUAAGGACCUCAC
Molecule: messenger RNA, 1629 nt
Organism: Sebastes umbrosus (honeycomb rockfish)
Lineage: Eukaryota; Metazoa; Chordata; Actinopteri; Perciformes; Sebastidae
Product: signal-transducing adaptor protein 1-like
Exons: 10
Coding region: 381-1595 (404 amino acids)
Biological process (GO): cell surface receptor protein tyrosine kinase signaling pathway; positive regulation of B cell receptor signaling pathway
Molecular function (GO): signaling adaptor activity; protein kinase binding
Source: RefSeq, a predicted model, not a curated record